Xylaria bambusicola is the source of this 2199-nucleotide messenger RNA. Its product is annotated as fungal-specific transcription factor domain-containing protein. The transcript has 9 exons. Gene Ontology annotation, biological process: regulation of DNA-templated transcription; DNA-templated transcription. Bases 1 to 2199 code for a protein of 732 amino acids. Lineage: Eukaryota; Fungi; Ascomycota; Sordariomycetes; Xylariales; Xylariaceae. Gene Ontology annotation, molecular function: carboxy-lyase activity; DNA-binding transcription factor activity, RNA polymerase II-specific; DNA binding. The record is from RefSeq and is a predicted model, not a curated record.
AUGUCGGAACAGGACAUUAACCAAGUCCCUGUUGAGGACCUCACGCCCGAGCAGGCUAGUCAUAUAAUUCAUUCUCAUCGCAAGGUGAGAUAUGGGACUGCCUGUUGGCCGUGUCGGCAGCGCAAGGUGAGAUGCACCAACGAUCUACCUUGCGAGAACUGCAUCAAGAGAGAGCACCCGCAAUUAUGCAAUUAUAAGCCAAACCGCUCGAGUGCCUCUAAGCAGACCUCCAUCUCCUCGGGCGCUGCUUUGGGCAGAAAGCGAGCCCAUUCUCCCGAUGCCAAUGCCGACCAUGCCCAUGAAGGGGAUCACCAGCCUGACGGCUGGCGACAAGCAAUUGACCAAACCGAAUCCAGUGGUGAAUUGCACCGUUAUGUCGGUCAGAACAGCAUCCCGGCUUUGUUACGGGAUCAGCCAUCACCGAUAGACACCAAGGACGGCAUCGAUAUUCGUCGAGACAUGCGCCCAAUCUUUGGGCUUGACACGUCUGCCCCUUUUCCUCUCAUGUCCGCCAAGCAUCUUGAUAUGAUGACGCAAGACAUAUUCUCCGAACUUCCACCUGAUCGGGAGGUCAUGAUUUUGUUCAAUGCGUACAAGGAAAUCGCGCACCCGUUCUGGGGCUUCGUCGCGGACAUUGACGACCUCGAAUCACGUAUCAUCAUCUAUCUUGAGGAGAGAGCCAAGAGUGCCAAGGACACGAACAAACCUGGUCGACCUGUUUCGGCCUCAUGGCUAGCCAUUCUUUUCGCUGUAAUGGCCGUCGGAUCUCAAUAUCGCGAUUCGCCUUACCAUAUAAGGACACGCGACUCGCAGAAAUACGUUCAGAUAUCAUUUCAUUUUCUAAGGAUAGGGAACUUUCUUCUGAGGCCGAAUUUCGACUCUAUACAGGCAUUGCUCCUUACGGGCUUUGUACUUCUCAAUGACAUGAAAGCUGAGGCUUCGUGGGCCAUAAUUGGAAUGACGUGUCGCCUGGCGCAAUCUCUUGGCCUUCACAGGACCAUAACACAAGAUGAUACCGCUCAGAAUGAGACGGCUCUCAAAUCCUUUGUUCGCCGCAAGCUGUGGUGGACUUGCCAAUGGCAUGAUACUUUGACAUCACUGUCCUUUGAUCGUCCCAAUAUGACAAACAUACCAUGCUGUCCGAUUCCCAUCUCACCCAAUGCCGCAGUCGAAGGCCUGUCGUAUCUCGAAAUGAUGUACCAUCUGUGUGAACUCAUUUCUAAAUGUCUCAACCCCGAUGCCAUAGCUGAUUACACGUAUCAAUCGAUCAUCAACAGUUGCGAAGCCGUUGAAAGCCUUCGUAAUAUGGUAUACCCCCAGCUUCGGAGUAAGGAGGCCUGCAAGAGUGUUCUUGACAAACUACAACAUUAUGCCACUCGUCUUCACACUUCUUUCGUCGUCUCAGUGUGCUGUCGACCUGCACUUCGUCGGGAUUGUACCAGGCUAAGCGCUGAAGAGCAAAAGACGUUAUCGGACAAGUGUAAAGCGAAUCUUACAGAAACAGUGCGCAUGUUUCUAGCCAUGCACCAACUGUCCUUCAUCCCGACUCGCAGCUGGGCAUUCACUUACCACGGCCUGUCGUCAGCUGUUCUUCUUGGGAUUCUAAACGAAACUAAACAAGACCGUGAGAUUAGACAGCUACAUGGCGACUUGAUAGCAGCUCUGUCUGCAGCAACCGCAAAGGAACAAGACAGCCCUUCACCCGAGCAUAUCCGAAAGACGGACAAAGACAUUGAACUUUCAGGGCCGCUUUCGAGAGCCUUGGCCGCGCUGAGAAACAUAUACGAUUAUGGUACCCUUCAUGGCUUGACUGGAAUCAAGAGCGAGAGCGCAUCAGGAACGCGCACGCCAGUUAAUUUCACCAAUUCACAGAAUUCCCAGAUGGUGAAUAACACCCAGGCCCGUCCACAACCUGGAUAUGAUAGGCAUCAAGAUGCUGCAUUAGCUAUGACGGAGUUACAAAACAGCAAUCCUAUCCAAGAAUAUCCAAAUCCGAUCCCGUACCAGCCAACAACGAUGGCUACGCCCGUUGGUCUACCGGACCUGAGCCAGAUCGACCCAUCGACGCUCGCCCCAAUGGAGCUGUAUGACUCCAUCUUUUGGGAAUCACCUGACCCCUUUUACAAUGUCGCGGAUAUGAAUUUCGAUUUUCUACCCCGUGCAGCUCCUGGGCAGUCGGGGCAACAGUAUUAUUUCUGA